AUGAAGCGAUCAUUGAAACAGAAAAAACAAUCUAAAAGCUCUAAGAAUUCUGAUGAUAUUACUGAGCCUCAUGCAAAACUCUUACUGGAACGUUUCCCAUAUUCUAUUAAAGACCUUCAAUUUAGAGAAGUUCCGACUAUGCAAGUGAACUAAGACUUUUUUUUGGAUCCCUUUAAGACAAUAGAACAUCUUUAUGCCAAAGGCUAUGAGAAAUUUGGCAUAGUGAAAUUGCUUUUGCCUCCUGAGUUAAUAGUUCCGGAGAAAAAGUUCUUUAGUGAUUUGGAGUUGAAGUUGAAGGGAAAGAGAGUGGAGACAAGAGUUUAGACUUUGAAUUCGCUAUAAGCAGGAGAAAUAUUUGGUUCGAAUACUGUUGGAUUCACAUUACAAGAGUAUAUGAGCUACGCUAACAAAUUCGAAUGUAGUCACAAGUUAUAGGGAGUAAGGGAAGUUUCGAAUCAAAUCAGGUAGAAUGAGAUAGAAUUCUGGUCGAUAGUGGACUUCCCAGAGAGGUACGAUGAAGUUGAGGUGGAGUAUGCAGCUGAUUUGUUGGCAACCAAGUAUGCCACCGGUUUCUAAGAUGGACAGUUGGGAAAUUUGAGUAGCAUAAACAAGAAUAGCAAUUCUAUCUUCUAAGUUCUCCAAGAGAAGAGUGAGAUGAGUGGAAUUUCAGUGCCUUGGCUGUACUUGGGAAUGAAGUAUGCUAACUUCUGUUGGCAUAAGGAAGACUUGAAUUUAAAUUCCUUAAACUACAUGCAUGCUGGAGCUCCAAAAACAUGGUAUGCGAUCCCUCCAUCUCAUAGUGAAAAGUUUUUACAAUAUUUCAAUAAGAAGUAUGAGAAAGAAAGAAUACAUAACCCUCGUCUCUUGUAUGACAUAGUAUGUCAGAUUUCGCCUAUCGAAUUGGCUGAGCAAUAAAUUACAGUUAUCAGGACAGAACAGCACCCUGGUGAACUUAUUAUCACUUUAGGUGCUACCUAUCAUGCAGGAUUCUCACAUGGAUUCAAUUGCAGCGAGGCAGUCAACAUUGCUCCUUCACAAUGGCUUGAUGAAUAUGAUCGUGCUUCAGCUGAGUAUCGUAUGGAUGGCAACUUAAAAAAAGUAAUCUUUGAUUUAAAUUGUCUCAGAUUAGUUUUCCCUUGGAAUGGCUACUAACCAAGGUUGCCCUUAUGGCAGAUCAAGUCAAGUUUACUAAAUAAUCAUGGAUCAAGGUAUGUUUAUUUGUGCUUACUUUUUCAGUUAUAUGACAAAUUUAAAAUGAUGAUCCGGACUGAAAUUGAUAGUCGAAACAGCAUCCUAGCUCUCUACGAAUAGGUUAAGACUGUAGAAUUUGCAAAUAAAUUAGAGAAGUAUGAUCGGAAUGUCUGCAAAAUCUGUUCAAAUUAUAUGUUCUCUAGUUAUAUUUUCUGUGGAAAGUGUUUAAAAAAGGGAUGCAUUGCUCAUCAAAGUGUUUGUGCGUGUUCGAAUCCCAAGAUUUCCCUCUAUAUUCGAUACAAUAGUGAGGAAUUAUAAACAAUGCUUACAACCUUAGAAUCAAAGGCCAAUUCCAAAACGGGGUUGUGA
Messenger RNA from Paramecium tetraurelia, 1560 nucleotides. RefSeq lists its product as uncharacterized. Gene Ontology annotation, biological process: chromatin remodeling. The record is from RefSeq and is a predicted model, not a curated record. The transcript has 5 exons. Lineage: Eukaryota; Ciliophora; Oligohymenophorea; Peniculida; Parameciidae. Gene Ontology annotation, cellular component: nucleus. Gene Ontology annotation, molecular function: histone demethylase activity.